CGCCUCGCAGCACUUGGCGGACCGGAUCCUGGUGGAGAACAAAGGCGUCGAUUCUAUCACAUUCUUCUGCGAGCAGAACGGCGACGAGGAGGUGAAGGCCUUGGCGGCCGCUUUGAAGGAGAACCGACAGGUGACGAGUGUCUACCUCAAUCAAGGUGGCUUUGGCGAUGCUGGAGCGGAGGCUUUAGCCGAGAUGUUGCACCAGAACCGUACGAUCAAGAAGAUUGUUCUCAGUUCGAAUCGCAUCACUACUGUGGGGGCGAAGGCGUUGCUGGAGGCACUCCGAGUCAACAAGGUUGUCACGUACAUCUCUCUCAAUGACAACGGUGAAAUCAGCAAGGAGGUGAGGACAGAAAUUUGGGAGAUUGUUACAGCCAACGUGGUAGCUGCGUACGUCCUGACUCUCAACGAAUCCGUCACCGAGAUCAACCUCCGAUGCAAGGAGUUUGGCGCCGAGGGAAUGAAGGUCUUGACAGCCGCUUUGAAGGAAAACAAACAGGUGACGAAGAUCAACCUCGAAAGAUGUAUCGGUGAUGUUGGAGCACAGGCUUUAGCCGAGAUGUUGCACCAGAACCGUACGAUCAAGAAGAUUGUUCUCAGUUCGAAUCGCAUCACUACUGUGGGGGCGAAGGCGUUGCUGGAGGCACUCCGAGUCAACAAGGUUGUCACGUACAUCUCUCUCAAUGACAACGGUGAAAUCAGCGAGGAGGUGAAGAAGGAAAUUGAGGAGGUUCUUGAGGCACAGGUAGAGGAAGAAGGAGAAGUCUUUGAUUUCAGCAUGCAGAAGUCCGGAGGUGGCCUGGGUUUUGAUGCCUGUUGCAGGCGUGCAUACAUCGUGGUGACCGAAAUCUUUGACGAUGGUGACGUAGUGGAAACCAACAAUGCCAUCGCAGAGCCGACGAAUCGUUUGAAGGCAGGUGACUUUAUCGUAGACGUCAACGGUAUAAAGGGUGACAGCGACGCGAUGGCAAGGAAGUUCGACGAUUUGCAAGAGGUGAAAAUGACGAUCAAGAGGAUCCACAAUUGAGAGGCCUUCCCCAUUGUAACCCAGAUGGCUUCAUGUCGUGACACUUCGAUUUCGCAGGCUUUCAUGAACAAAGCGAAUGAAUUGUUGUCAGGUGAGAGAACCUGCAGCGUUGAGGCAUAUUGGGUGAUGUUUUCUUGGAGUAGUAGUGGUUUGAUGGUCUGAUGUUUCAUUUGCAAUUUAUUGUAAAGCUGGGCUAGCCCAACGCAAGGCCAACCAUGACUUAUAACUAACAUAACUUUACUAAAAGUAAAACCAACCAACAGUGCAAUAUUGAGAAAAAGACUUGCGCUUGAUUUUGGAAAAGCUUUCUUGAG
Messenger RNA from Durusdinium trenchii, 1341 nucleotides. The record is from the annotation of a GenBank genome assembly. Lineage: Eukaryota; Dinophyceae; Suessiales; Symbiodiniaceae.